Rotaria sordida is the source of this 765-nucleotide messenger RNA. NCBI's taxonomy places the organism in Eukaryota, Metazoa, Rotifera, Eurotatoria, Philodinida, Philodinidae. The record is from the annotation of a GenBank genome assembly.
AUGUUUCCUGAUAACAAUCCAAAGAGUCAAUCAGAAAAUGAUGCUAGUAAACGAGUACUGUCUUGUACAAAAGUUUUCUUCAAACAACUGAUUAGACGUAAACCAAUGGAAAUAUUACAAGCUGAAAUCGAUACACGAAAUGAAUUGAGACGUGAUCUAAAUUGGAUUCAAUUACUUGCUAUAGGUCUUGGUGCUAUUAUUGGUGCUGGAAUAUUUGUAUUAAGUGGACAAGCAGCUGCAAAAUAUUCUGGUCCAUCAAUCAUCAUUUCAUUUGUUAUAACAGGCGUUAUUACUUUAUUAUCAUCUUUAUCAUAUUCAGAACUAGGAGCAAUGAUGUCUAGUUCUGGUUCAGUUUACACAUAUACUUAUGCAGAAUAUUUAGCAUGGUUUAUUGGAUGGAAUUCCGCGCUACUUUAUCUAUUCGCCGCUUUGACAGUGAUAGUUGCUUGGAGCAAGUAUGUUGUCCUAUUGAUUGAUAUUUUAUCUGAUUAUAAUGUAACAAGCAUGAUUCUUCAAGCACCAGUAGCUUGGAACGAAGACACGGAACGUUUUUUUAUCACUGGUCAAGUGAUUAAUAUACCUGCUGUUGCAAUUACUAUUGUAAUUACAAUUCUUCUUAUUAUUCGAAUUCGUCAAAUGGCUAUAGUCAAUCUUGUAUUGGUUGUGUUUAAAAUUAUUACAAUUUUAAUAUUUAUUUUCGCCUGUUGUAAAUAUGUAGAUCGCAAUAAUUAUUAUCCAUUUUUUCCACCAAAUCAAGGUACAUAA